AUGAUACACGAUGAUGGUGGAUUUACACCAGCUCAAAAAUUCUACUAUUUACGGUCAAGUGUUAGUGGCCAGGCGUUAGACCUUAUCAAGUCGGUUCCAAUGACAGAUACAAAUUAUGAGGUGGCAAUAGAACGCCUGAAACAACGGUAUGAUAAUCGCAGUCUUGUCAUUCAGUCACAUAUUCGAUCUCUCCUGGAAUCUCCAUAUGUAGAACAGCCGAGGGCUAAAGACCUGCAAGCUCUACAUGCCCAUGUAAGCACCCAUGUUGCAGCUUUAAAGGCGCUUGAUCAGCCAACGGAGCACUGGGAUGCGUGGCUAGUAACGAUAAUCGUCAGUCGUUUGGAUUCUGCUACUAGUCAUGCCAGUCGAUGUAUAGCUUUCGAGUCUUCCGAAGCAACUUCUGGACCAAUAAAAGAUAUCAGAACUACAUUGGCCGGUGAAACAGCAAAAAAGAGCAAUGCCAAAAAUGUAUUUCCUGAGACAAAGCGAUCUUUAGUGGCAUCAUCCAAUACAGUAUCCUGUAAAUACUGCACUGAUGCUCAUAAAUUGUAUCACUACGAGAAGUUCAAGGCCGCUACUAUAAACACACGUCUCUCAUUUGUUCAGGAAAAACGAAUGUGUUUCAACUGUUUGACUCCUGGGCAUAUGGCAAAUGUUUGCAGAUCCACUUAUAGUUUUCGGACGUGCAACCGCAAACAUCAUUCGUUAUUACAUCAAGAAAGGCAGCAACAAAUACCAGAGAAGGAGCAGCUUGAAAAUAAGCAACCUGAUAUAAAUAAGCAACCUGAUAUAAGUCAGCAGCUAUCUACCUCCGGAGUCGUAGUAUCUGCACCAGUACCAGUGAAUACCACCGCAGAAAAUUCACACGUAUUUCUUGCUACAGCAUUAGUCAUGGUUCAGGACAAAAAUGGUGGACAUCGACAGUGCAGAGCCAGCUUGGAUAGUGGCUCUCAAGUCAACUUCGUUUCAAAGAGUUAUGCAAACUUACUGCAGCUAGCAUGUAAGAAGUCUUCAUUGCCAAUAAGUGGUAUUGGAGACAAUCGUUUAAAGGCAAGGUCGUGCAACUUUCACCGUCCUCAAAGUGUUGACCUACUUAUUGGAGGUGGCUCGUUCUUCGACAUUUUGGGAACAACAAAAAUACCAUUGAAUAUAGGUUCAGUCACGCUUUAUGAGAGUAACUUUGGAUGGCUUGUAACGGGAGAACUGCCUAAACGCCAAACACCAACACUUUUGUCAAUUGGACAGACGAUAGAGGAGGAUUGGAAGGUUCUCGGAAUCGUUGAGGAUACAAGCUAUGGUCGAACAUCAAGGGCGAAUAAGAGAAAUCAAGAAGAGCUAGAAACAGUGCAACAUUUUAAGCAACACACAAUACGUGAUGAGGAACGGCGUUUUGUUGUACGACUUCCCAUCAAGGAGACAAUCAGUGAAAUAGGCGAAACCUUACCUAUGGCGAUCGCACGAUUCUUAAAUGUAGAGAAAAGAUUGCAGCAUGACGAACACCUGAAGAACGAAUACAUACGAUUUAUGAAUGAAUAUAUUAAGAUGGGGCAUAUGGUUGAAGUACUGGAAAAUUCAGUUCAAACGCAGAAUCACUUCUAUCUGCCGCACCAUUCAGUAAUAAAGGCAUCAAGUUUAACGACAAAGGUUCGAGUGGUUUUCGAUGCUUCCGCCAAGAGCGCAUCUGGUGUCUCUCUUAACGACGUUCUGAAAUGCGGUCCUACUGUUCAGCAAGAUUUAUUUUCUAUACUUGUUCGCUUCCGUAAGCAUCAAUUUGUCUUAACUUCCGAUAUAGAGAAAAUGUUUCGGCAAAUCAAAAUCGCAAGAGAAGACUGGGACUUACAAAGAAUUUUUUGGAGAUCCAGUCCUAAGGAAUUACUUCGUUCAUAUCAACUCACUACAGUAACAUACGGAAUGACUCCUGCUUCAUUUCUAUCUACCUAUUGUCUAAUAGAACUCGCGAAAAGUGUCGAAAAGCAAUUCCCGUGCGCUUCAAAAGUGAUUGCCGAAGAUUUCUAUAUGGAUGAUUUAAUGACGGGAGCCGACACCGAGGAUGACUGCUGUCAAUUACAAAGAGAAGUAAGCACAGUGCUAGAUUCAGCAAAGCUACCGUUAAGGAAAUGGUGUUCCAAUUCCGAGUUUGUACUGCAAAACAUGUCUAAGUGUGUUAACGAUCCCUUGUUUGUGUUGGAUAUCGGAGACGAUGACACUGUCAAGUCAUUGGGACUGCAGUGGAAACCAAUUGCCGACCUGUUUCAAUUUGAAAUCGUAUCAAGAUCCAUGGAAGGUACAUUGACAAAAAGAGCUAUACUCUCAGACCUAAACAGAAUUUUUGAUCCACUCGGUUUCCUGUCACCGGUUCUAGUGAAGGGAAAAAUAUUUCUACAACAGCUCUGGUCCACGAAGAUAGAUUGGGAUGCAAGGCUUCCGUUAAACAUACAGGAAAUAUGGGGUAAAUUUUAUGAAGAUCUGGAGCGACUGAAAUAUUUAUCCAUUCCCAGAAAGGCCAUACCUGAACGAACUGAUAUCAUAGAUGUACACGGGUUUUGUGACGCAUCCGAAGAAGCGUAUGCGGCCUGUAUCUACAUUCGUUCUCAGAGCAGCGAUGGAAAAUGGCAUUCCAGACUUCUUUGUGCAAAAACUCGAGUGGCCCCGUUAAAAGAAAAUACAAUACCACGACUUGAAUUGAAUGGUGCCUUGUUAUUAACUGAAUUGGCUCAACGGGUCGCUGAUUCAUGGCAAAUCAAUAUUCAUCAGUUCAAACUAUGGACGGAUUCAACUAUUGUUUUAGGGUGGUUGAAUAGACAAAGCAGCCAGCUAAAAAUCUAUGUUGCCAAUCGAGUAGCUCAAAUUAUGGAUAUUACAGAGGUCAGCCAGUGGAAUCAUAUAGGCACGCAGGAAAACCCAGCAGAUAUCCCUUCAAGAGGUUUAAGACCACGGGAACUGUUAACGGCAAGAUUGUGGUGGAACGGACCUACCUGGUUGGAAAGUGAUGAGAAGGAUUGGAUCUUGAAUCCGAUAACCCAUGAUGAUGAGCUACCCGAAGUACGCAUAGUGAAGCUAGUGCUAUUAGUGAUCAAACCGUUGAAUAGUAUAUAUAGAACACUACUCUGA
This is a messenger RNA of Metopolophium dirhodum (rose-grain aphid), 3111 nucleotides long. RefSeq lists its product as uncharacterized. The transcript has 3 exons. The record is from RefSeq and is a predicted model, not a curated record. NCBI's taxonomy places the organism in Eukaryota, Metazoa, Arthropoda, Insecta, Hemiptera, Aphididae. The coding region runs from base 1 to 3111 and encodes 1036 amino acids.